This is a messenger RNA of Geodia barretti, 2171 nucleotides long. NCBI's taxonomy places the organism in Eukaryota, Metazoa, Porifera, Demospongiae, Tetractinellida, Geodiidae. The record is from the annotation of a GenBank genome assembly.
AGUUAUGGACGGUGUAGAGAAGAUGCUCUUCGUCGUCGACGAGAAAGGGAAAGAGGUCGUGCCAGUGAGACUCCUGAGCAGAGAGAAGCUCGGCUUUCUCAACGCCGAUUGCGUGAUCGGGAACGGGCAAGGCAACGCCGGGCAACAGAAACAGCGGAGGAAAGGGAAGUGCGACUAGCGUGUACGAUCAAGAGCUAGACGGGGUGCAGAAUCCGAGGAGGCAUAUCAUGCCAGGCUCCAACAGCUUUCAAAGCGCCAAAUUGCUGCCGAGUCCAGUGAGGAGAGGGAAGCCCGCCUACAGCUGCUACGCAAUGUAUCUCACUGUUUCGUGCACACACAAGAGUGACUCAUGCGAUUAGACCCCAUUUGUAAGCUCGCUUCCGCAAUGCCAUGCAUUCGCCUACUAGUAAAUCUCAUGGUCGAUUUAUAAAUGUCGUCGUACAUUUAUAUAUAGUGGACAUAAGCUUAUUACCUAUGCAUUUUCGGAGAAUGAGUUUUGGAACAAACGGCGCCCCGUAAUCGCUCGGACACUUUUGGGGGUCGCAGACUGGAAAUAUACGGAGAAAGUUUGUACCAGCAUUUUCUACGUUUCCGGAGACAGGAAUUCGAUCUUCAACAGACAGAGCCAGCGAAACCGUGCACAGCUAGUGGCGUAGAACCACGGUGGCUCUGGGGCGGCGCCACCCUAUUAUUUUCUCGGGCUGGCUCUGGGUGUGUGGCAGCGCCUGUGUUUUUUACGCAUGCGCGUGGAGCCCCCCUUUGUCCGAACAUCGCUACUAUACUACUGGUGUGCAGGAUCAGUAGCUGUGGAUUGUGAGGACUCAAAGAGGGAUCAAGCUGGAGGAUGGGUGUAGAAAGAAGUCUCGUCACGCUGGUCGCUUCUCUUUGCUUGCUAACCUGCACUUCAGCCCAGGAUUCAGCCAGUAUCUCGGAGGAGGAGGGCAACUUGUGUGUGACAGUCAUUGUCACUACAGAGGAGGCCAGCUACACCUGCACCAGUGAGCAGGACCUCAUUCUGUGGAGAGUUGGCUCACGGCAGAUAGCUGGGACCAUGGUUGAGGUCAUGGCUGAUGGCUCAGAGAUAGAGGUGGCCUGUCUGGUACAGAGAGAACUGUUCCAGAUCAUUGAGGCUGACAACAGGACCCUCGUGGUGUUCAGUCCCAAUGUGGAGAGAAUAAAUGCACGAGCCACACCCAUUGUGGUAGAAGAUGAAAUUCUGAUAGAGUUGGUCUUUAAGCCUGCCACCACAUGUGAUGAGGGUGUGGCCCUCAACCUCUCGUCCCCUGAUUUCACCAUUGCCAACUACUCCAUCAUCAUCAGUGCCUCUGCCAGUUUUGGAUGUCGCCCUCUGACACUCUUGACCAGUGAAGUCCAGAGUGCCAGUAUGUUGUUCCUGAGCACCACAGUUUCCUUGACAUUUAUCAUCUCCCUCCUGUCCCUAUUCUUAUCCUCUCUUCUGCAUGCUCUAAUGACAGACAUGGUGGAGAAAUCAACACUCUCCAAUUCUGAGAUAGCAGCCAUCAUCAUAAUAGUUCUAUAUAGUGCUGUUCAUUCUCCUGGUCCUGACCCUCUGUGGCAUCGUCUUGUGGAAGAGACAGUCUCGGUUGUGAAGAAGUGGUACUGGGGUUUGCGGGCUUUCUUUAUAUUCUUCACCGUCGCGGCCGUGCCUCUGUGGCUGGCCCUGCUGGGAUACACCGUCAGUAAUGAUUUCUCUGAAGACGAUGGUGAUCUGAGAGGGAGCGACUCGUCCUGCCAGUCUCCCAGUGGGGAGAUGAACGUGAGGAAUGGCAUUCUGAUUGCCGUCUUUGUCCUCAGCAAUCUGGUCCAUACGACGGGGAUCCUCCUCUUUGGAUUAGGAUACUGCGGACUCCAGUACUUUGGACCUGACGGGACUCCAAUACCUACCAGAUGUUGUUGUUGUGGCAAGAACAAGUGUCGUCAAGGUUGUGGUCCUCCUAGUGUAGGCAACAAAAUCCCUCUCAAAGAGGAGAUCUGAGUGUGACACUCGGCACUAUCGCUAGCUGAUAUAAUUUUGAAAGACACUGUACUAUAUACCUUCAUACACAGUACUCUAACCUUAUACUAUGCAGUGCUUAUGUAAACUUGUUGUAGACUUGUGUCUACCAUAAAAUUAUUAUUGUUAUAUAGGAGUAUUAUCUAAGCAUAGAGCC